UCCUAUAGUAAAACUUCAUUCAACAUAGUUAAAUACUUAUUUUUAUUUUUUUUUUUUUUUUUUUUUUUUAUCUGUUUUAUUAGUGCAUGACUUUUUAAGUGUUAAAGUUGUUUGAAAGAAUUUAAAAAGUUAUUAUUUAUACAUUAAUGUUUCGAAAAUGAGCAGCGGAAUAAAUUCAUUUAGGAUAAAAUUAGAUAAAUUAACUGGUAAUUACCAUCCUGGAGAAAAAAUUACUGGAGAAGUUAUUAUUGACUUGUAUAAAGAAAAAAUAGUUAAAGCCCUUAAAUUGCUAAUUAAAGGAGAAUGUGAUAUUACAUGGACGGAAGUUAAUAAUCAGGAUAAUUCAUUCGCAGCCAAAGAAAAAUAUAUUGAAAGUUUCAUUAUCCUUCGGAGAUCGGAAAAUCACGACAGAGUUAAAAUCAACGAAGGGCACAAUGUAUUUCCGUUUGACUUUACUUUACCUUACAAUAUUCCGAGCACCUUCAAGCAUGAUUGUGCUGAAAUAAAAUACAAUCUUAUUGCAAUAAUGGAAAGACCUUGGAAAUUCAAUCAUGAAGUUGAAAAAUCAUUCCGAGUUGAAGGAUUAUUACCAAUAACCGAGACUUAUUUGUUAGGAAUCGACGAAACUGAUUUGGAAAAUUUCUCAUGCUGGAUACCUUGCUUUAAUAAAGGACAUAUGAGAUAUCGUAUUCGACUACCUGCUACUGGAUUUGCUUGUGGUGAACGUAUCCCAUUUAUGAUAAAUAUCGACAAUAAAUUAUCGUCUGUUAAUAUAACAUCAAUAUCGUUACUUUUAAUUCAGAAACUCAAAUUCACAAAUCGAGAACCGUUCAAUAAUAUUAAAACUCAAACAAAUAUUAUACAACGAGUUACGAAACGAGGACCAUUCCAAAAAAUAAGUGCUUCGUUGUUAGAAAUGGAUGUUCAAAAGUUACCUUUAUCACACUGCCAAUUUUGCAAUUAUAUUGAUGUAAAAUACCUGCUUCAUGCCAUCAUUACUGUAUCUGGAUGUCGCAGAGCGAUUCAAAAGACAUAUGAAAUAGUUAUUGGGACGAAAGAUUUACCAGAUACACCAGUUUCUACGAGAGAAAUUUUAAAUAGCAACUGUGCGACCGCUCCUUUAGAAUUACCUUCCACUCUAUCAACUGAGUUAACUACUGUAGGUAUUCAAUUGGCUCGAGAGAUCGGAUUUGAUUACUCUGCUGAACCUAAUACUGAAGAUCCUCCUCCGUCGUAUGAAACAGUAAUGGCUAUAGAUAAUUUAAGAAAAGCGAGUAAAUCUUGAAAAUAUUUUUUAAAAAUAUUUUACU
Messenger RNA from Cotesia glomerata, 1310 nucleotides. RefSeq names its product arrestin domain-containing protein 17-like. The record is from RefSeq and is a predicted model, not a curated record. Gene Ontology annotation, cellular component: cytoplasm. The coding region runs from base 158 to 1285 and encodes 375 amino acids. NCBI's taxonomy places the organism in Eukaryota, Metazoa, Arthropoda, Insecta, Hymenoptera, Braconidae. The transcript has 7 exons. Gene Ontology annotation, biological process: protein transport.